AUGGAUUUCUGGCGCGUACUCACACAUGAGGCGCCUAUGUUUGUCUGGCCCGUCAAAUUCUGUGUGGCCAUGACUACUGCCACAUACGUGCUCUCCAUCCUCACCAACAACGUAUCGCAGGUGGACAGAGUCUGGACGUUUCUCCCAACCAUAUAUACUGCAUACUAUGCUUUUCUGCCGCUUUGGCCAUCUGUUCCACCCACCCAUUUCUUUCCAUACACCCCUGACACAAUGCCCGCAUCUCUAAGGGAGACCUUCAGUCCACGAGCCUUGCUCAUGGCAAGUUUGGUGGUAACGUGGAUGUUCAGAUUAAGUUACAACACUUGGCGACGUGGUCUAUUCAGCUUAAAGGAUGAAGAUUAUCGCUGGGAAGUUCUGCGACAGAAAAUCUCGCCUUUUCUCUUCCAAGUAUUUAACCUCUUUUUUGUUGCAAUCACGCAGAAUAUAAUCUUAUUUCUCUUGGGCCUUCCAGCCGCCCGUGCAGUGGCUCAACCACAUACGCCCCUCUCAACUUCGGAUUAUAUUUUCGGAACGCUAGGAUUUCUCACUAUCCUCACAGAGUUUAUCUCGGAUAACCAGCAAUACUCUUUCCAAACCUUCAAACAUUCCGGUAUGCUGAACCCAAAUGAAUGGCCCGGCGCGAAAAUUCAAUGGACCAAACAUGAUGCUGAACGCGGAUUUGUGACCCGCGGUUUAUGGGCUUGGUCACGGCACCCAAAUUUCCUGUGCGAACAGAGUUUCUGGAUCAUAAUCACACUCAUCCCUCUCCUCUCGCCUGAUUCACCGAAGCUCGACUUUCCGCCGACUUCGUUCGCAUCACUCACACCCUUCCUCCCAUGUUUAGUUCUCUGCACUUUGUUCUUCUCUUCGACUAUUUUUACCGAGUCGAUCUCGAAGGCAAAGUACCCCGUUGCAUAUUCAGCUUACCAAGAGCGUGUGGCGAUGUUCUUGCCUUUGCUCACCCCCGUAUGGAGCCUGCUUCUGGACAUUCGGGGGAGAAAGGGGAGUGUCGAUUCGCUGGUCUACGGUACCGGGCUGAACUCCAAGGGCAAGGGCAAGGCUGAAUGA
This is a messenger RNA of Suillus subaureus, 1068 nucleotides long. RefSeq lists its product as uncharacterized. Gene Ontology annotation, cellular component: membrane. Lineage: Eukaryota; Fungi; Basidiomycota; Agaricomycetes; Boletales; Suillaceae. Bases 1 to 1068 code for a protein of 355 amino acids. The transcript is spliced from 6 exons. The record is from RefSeq and is a predicted model, not a curated record.